Molecule: messenger RNA, 525 nt
Organism: Emys orbicularis (European pond turtle)
Lineage: Eukaryota; Metazoa; Chordata; Testudines; Emydidae
Gene: MAL2
Product: mal, T cell differentiation protein 2
Exons: 4
Coding region: 1-525 (174 amino acids)
Biological process (GO): myelination
Cellular component (GO): membrane
Molecular function (GO): structural constituent of myelin sheath
Source: RefSeq, a predicted model, not a curated record
AUGUCGGCCAGGGGAGGCUCCAUGCCGCCGCCCCCCAACCCCGCCGCCUACUUCCCCGCGCCCAGGAUCACGCUGCCCGUAGGCUUGGACAUCCUGCGCACCUACUCGGGAGCCUUCAUCUGCCUGGAGAUCCUGUUUGGAGCACUUGUCUGGAUUUUGAUAGCUGCCACUAGAGUUCCACUGCCUCUGCUGCAGGGAUGGGUGAUGUUUGUGUCAGUGACUGCUUGUUUUUUGUCCAUCCUCUUCCUGGGCGUGUUCCUUUUUAGUUAUACACACAGAAUUGCUGUGGACUGGAACCAGAUGGAUUUUCUUUUCCAUGCAGCUACUUUUGUCUUUUAUUUUGGAGCAUUUUUAUUGCAAGCAGCAACAACAUCUCUGCAUAAUUAUCGAGUUCCAUCAAAUGUCACUACGUUGCUAAGUGAUCAAGACUAUAACAUAAGCAUAGCAGCCUCAAUUUUUGCCUUUGCAACAACUAUCUGUUAUGGUUGUAGCACAGCCCUUGCUUUAAGAAGAUGGAAACUAUAG